This is a messenger RNA of Colletotrichum lupini, 1962 nucleotides long. RefSeq lists its product as uncharacterized. The transcript has 2 exons. Lineage: Eukaryota; Fungi; Ascomycota; Sordariomycetes; Glomerellales; Glomerellaceae. Bases 1 to 1962 code for a protein of 653 amino acids. The record is from RefSeq and is a predicted model, not a curated record.
AUGUCAGGCGCUGCUUCGCCGGCGCUCGAGACUCUGGAGCUGGCUGUGGCGGCCGACUGCACAGGUCAUGCGCCUUUGAAACUCACCGGCCUGAGGCUUUACCAUUCGACCGAGAAGCUUGCUAACCUCGAUGGUUCUUAUGCGGAAGCAGGUCAUAAUCGAACAAUGUCUCCCGAAAGCGUUUCCUCUCUAUUCCCCCAGAGACCGAUUCGUCCUUUGCCGAAGCGUCGCUUGAGGGAACGCCUCUCUCCCGAGGUGGCGGACUCCAUCGACUACCCCCCUGCAAACCACAACAGUAGUCCUCUGUUCUACUACCCAAAUAUCGUGCGAGAUGAGAUGCCCUUCAGGGCAGGAGGCUUGAACGGUGCGAGUCGAGGUAAUGGAGGGUAUGGAGGAGCAACCCGAGGAACACCAGCGAUUGGAGAGAGUGACGAGGAGGAAUUAGCCCUGAGCAGCAGCAAAGUGGUUCGGCGUUCACAUCCAGAGAUACUCAACCGCGUCUCAACGAAGCCUCCGAAACCGGAACACUCCAAGCACCCCAGUCCUCAGCCGCCACCUUCGACAACAUCCUCAGCAGAUGGGUACGAAUCGUUCGAGAACACCAAUAACAAGAAGAAGAGGAAGAUUCCGACUGCUGGAGACUCGACACUAUCUGGUGUGCACUCCAUGGGUGAUAUCAACUCUAUAGGUGUAUCAACAGUCAUGUCUCCGUCAAACGACCAUGGUGAACUCGCUGGAUCGAUAUCGCCGUCAUACUAUGGCGCUGGAAGUUUUGUUGGAAACAAUCAAGGCAUCUCAGGACCAGGACGAGGCAGAUUUGGAAGAUCAAGAAAUGGCAGAAGUCCACUUAGGGCUCUAUCUGACGCAACAAACAACUGGGUGGGCAGAGGAGCCAAGAUCCGGCCGCCUCAAUGGGCAACGCCAAGCAUCCACGCCCUGGAGUACAAACACCAGCUUCUCAGCUCCUUCACCUCGACCUUUCCCACAGCGAUCACAGCAUCCGCAUUGUUUUGCGUAUUUAUCGCAACGCUGCGUUUCUGGGAUGCGCCGCUAAUUCUUACAUCUACAGACGAACAUCCCGGCAUCAUUUCGAGUGCCAUUGCGAAUGCAGAAAAGGUCCACUCAGCUCCGGGUCAGGAAAACGUGAGCCUCCUCCAUCAGCAAUCCUCCAGCGUCAAAUCUAGCCCCACUGCCACUCAAUUCACCUUCACUUGCGACUCCCCAGUUCCAAAGCCUCACUGGCCCGGAACUGAUCCUGCGAUCUCCCACCCCGGAUACCCCAGACAACCCAGGCACGCCUCGAUGGCGACACAGACUACGCCAGAUGCCGCCGGCACGGAAACUGGCUCAGGCGAUCCUGCGCCUGCUGGCAAGAAGGCUCCUCGGGCCAUGUCAAAGAAGAAGCGGCGUCAGCUUGCUGAGAAGGAAUUGCGUAACGCAGCCAAGUCACGUCGUCAGGAAGCCGAGGAGAAAUACUACAAAAAUCCACCCAAGCUUGAGGAUAUGUGGAUUUGCGAAUUUUGCGAGUACGAGAGAAUCUUUGGCUCGCCUCCUUAUGCCUUGAUUCGGCAAUACGAGAUCAAGGACAAGAAAGCCCGCGAGAAGGAGUCAGAGCGGAAGCGACUUUUGGAGAAGGCCAAAACCAAGGGCAGAAAGGCCAGGAAGCAAGCCAAGUCCCCCGCCAAGACAACACCAUCUCAUAACCACACCGAGGACCAAGGCGCCCAUGCUCCUAUGGGCCCCGAUGAGAGCACCUCCAGUCCCGGCGAUGACUAUCUUGACGAUUAUCCGAAUGGCAACUACCACAACGACGAAGACUUUGAAGAUACAUACUCUCAAGACGACCCGCCGAUGUUGCUCAGCGACGACCCAGACCAAGAGUGUACUUGCCCACAUACAACCUGCAGCGAUUGCGGCGGAGACCAGAAUGAGGUGGAUGACCCCGGCGAGGCAGUUGACUGA